AUGAGGUCAUUUCUAGGACUUGUAGGAUAUUACAGGAAAUUUGUUGAUAACUUUGCUUCUAUAUCCGCUCCUUUAUCUGAUGUAACCAAGAAACGACAGCCUAAUAUAAUAGCAUGGAAUGAUGAGUUAGAAAGGGCGUUUACAGUUCUUAAAGGAAAAUUGUGUUUAGGCCCUAUUUUACAAUUGCCCGACAUCAGCAAAGAAGGACUGAUGCGUGCAACACAGGUAUUGGUGCAGCAUUACUCCAGGAAACGGCUGGAGAAAUAUUUCCCGUUUCAUAUGCGAGUAAGAAACUUAAUGAGACCCAAAAGAGAUAUUCGGUUAUUGAAAAGGAAUGUCUUGCAAAUAUAUGGCGAGUGCAAAGAUUUGAACCCUACCUUUAUGGUAGAGAGGAAGAGAGAAGCAGUGGUGGAACGAUUAUACGUGAAGGACCUGUUAAGCCAGACCGAAUUAGAUAGUUUACUAACACAACCGAAGAAUGUUGAGAAUAAAUUGGAGAGUAGAUUCACAAUGGAGGUGAUAACUAGCGGAAAGUAUAGGCGACUCCGGAUUUUCUCUGGAAAAACAGACAUUCCAAAGGACGAAGAUAGGUGGGAGACGUGGAUAGAGCAAGCCGAAAGCCAAUUAGAUGAGUGGGGAGAUAUGUCUGAUUCAGAGAGGAAACAGAAAAUACGUGAAGCACUAAGAUCCCCAGCAGCAGAAGUGAUUUGUGAUCUCAGACAAGAUAAUCCAAAUGCUACAUCUGAAGAAUAUUUGGCUGCCCUUGAACUGUCAUUUGGUUGUACACAGACAGGCGACGAAUUACUGAUGAAAUUUCACAACUUAAAACAGAAGGAGCAAGAGUCUCCAUCUGAUUUCAUCCGGCGACUGCAAACAUCCCUGAGACAAGUAGUCAGAAAAGGUGGGAUACAAAGAGAACAAGCAAAUUCAACAAGACUACGACAAUUAUUAAGAGGGUUGUUGUACGAUGAGUUAGUAAUCACAACUCUGCAACUUAGUGAAAAAGUCGAAGAGCCACCAAAAUACCUUCAAUUACUAAACAGUUUGAGGCGGUUGGAGGAGGAGAAGGAAUCUAAACAGAUGCAAAGGAGGAGCAGAGUUGCGGUUAAAAGUGCAACUGUUGAGCCGAGAAUAGCCGAGCGCUUGGCAGAAUUGGAAAACCAAGUGAAAAUGUUUAGUUUCAAACAACAAGAGCGAAUGGAAGAUAAUAAUCCAUACAUUAGACCAAACCCAGAAAGAGUUGAGUCCAAGCGGGACUGGAUGCCAUCAAGUGGAAGGAGGGCCUCUCCCGACUUUUUGUUUUAA
Messenger RNA from Anneissia japonica, 1305 nucleotides. RefSeq names its product paraneoplastic antigen-like protein 5. NCBI's taxonomy places the organism in Eukaryota, Metazoa, Echinodermata, Crinoidea, Comatulida, Comatulidae. The transcript has 2 exons. Bases 1 to 1305 code for a protein of 434 amino acids. The record is from RefSeq and is a predicted model, not a curated record.